Molecule: messenger RNA, 670 nt
Organism: Leptopilina heterotoma
Lineage: Eukaryota; Metazoa; Arthropoda; Insecta; Hymenoptera; Figitidae
Gene: ND-MNLL
Exons: 2
Coding region: 401-595 (64 amino acids)
Cellular component (GO): mitochondrion
Source: RefSeq, a predicted model, not a curated record
CGGAUUAUAAAGUAACUAGUCAGUCUUCAUAAAUCAUUUUCUCAGUAAAGCUAAAGAGAUUAAUAAUUAAUAACAAUAAUUACGAUAAUUGCGAACAAUUGCGAAAAAAAGAAAAACAAUAGUUACUUAAUAUAAGGAAGAGAACAAAAAUUGUCUCUUCUACCAACAGUGAGUUUAAAAUUGAGUAAAUAGUUAUUACCGACACGAUUUGUAAUCGAUUAAUUGUCGAAUUUUAUUGUAGGUGUUUUUGGAAUAAGCUCCUUUAAAAUAAAAUAAUUGAUGGGUUUCUUCUACUAUCUACAGAGAUACACGUUUGUGGCACUAAUUCCCUCCGUUCUACUUUAUUCAGUCUACGCAGAUUAUACUCACACACAGAAGUGGAAGCAGAGCAAACAACAAAAUGAGACUGGAGGGAGCAGCUUAUAGACGAAUGUGGAUUAAAUUCUACACAAUAACUUUUGGCGGUUUUGCUUCGGCUUUAGCUGUUGGUACAAUUUUGGAUAGGAAAGAAGCUGAAAGAAUGACCAGAUUUCGUGAUAAAUCCGCUCUUUUUGGUAGAAAAUUAGCACCUGGUGAACCGCCAUCGUGGCCGUAGAAACAUUUUUUUUGCCAAACAAAAUUAUUACAAAAUUUCGAGUUUUCAUUCAAUAAAUAUGUAGAAUAAUUAAAA